AUGAGUACAGACGCGGAGAUGGCCAUUGACGGCAAGGCUGCCAUUUUCCUCCGUAAGCCUGAGAAGGAGAGAAUCGAGGCUCAGAACAAACCAUUCGAGGCCAAGACUGCCUGCUAUGUGGUUGAUGAUAAAGAUCUCUAUGUCAAGGGAACCAUCAAGAGCAAAGACGGUGGCAAAGUCACUGUUAUUGUGAAUGACACUAAGGAGGAAAGAGUUGUUAAAGAGGAUGAAGUCCACCCAGUGAAUCCUCCCAAGUUUGACAGAAUUGAGGACAUGGCCAUGAUGACCCAUCUCAAUGAACCCUCUGUGCUGUAUAACCUCAAAGAGCGUUAUGCCGCAUGGAUGAUCUACACCUACUCUGGACUGUUCUGCGCUACUGUGAACCCCUACAAGUGGCUCCCAGUGUAUGAUGCAGAAGUGGUGGCUGCCUACAGAGGCAAAAAGCGUAUGGAGGCCCCACCUCACAUCUUCUCUGUCUCUGACAAUGCCUAUCAGUUCAUGCUGACUGAGAACCAGUCUGUCUUGAUCACUGGAGAAUCUGGUGCUGGAAAGACUGUGAACACCAAACGUGUCAUCCAGUACUUUGCCACAGUUGCAGUUCAUGGUGAUAAGAAGAAAGAGCAGGGUCCCGGCAAAAUGCAGGUAUGA
Molecule: messenger RNA, 648 nt
Organism: Sinocyclocheilus rhinocerous
Lineage: Eukaryota; Metazoa; Chordata; Actinopteri; Cypriniformes; Cyprinidae
Product: myosin-13-like
Exons: 5
Coding region: 1-648 (215 amino acids)
Biological process (GO): actin filament organization
Cellular component (GO): cytoplasm; actin cytoskeleton; membrane
Molecular function (GO): ATP binding; microfilament motor activity; actin filament binding
Source: RefSeq, a predicted model, not a curated record